Saprolegnia parasitica CBS 223.65 is the source of this 1383-nucleotide messenger RNA. RefSeq lists its product as hypothetical. The transcript is spliced from 13 exons. The record is from RefSeq and is a predicted model, not a curated record. The annotation marks the transcript as partial. Lineage: Eukaryota; Oomycota; Saprolegniomycetes; Saprolegniales; Saprolegniaceae.
CAUGAGCCUCGACGAGGACGGCUGCGGCAUCCUGCGAUAUGGAUCCGGCUCGGUCCUCGCCGUCAUUAGCCGCGUGGACGGUGCCAAGUACGGGCAGUUUUACGACGACACGCGGCUGGACGGACAGCCGACGCAGCUCCUCGUCGGCUUCAGCUUUGGCGGCAACGGCUUUGCCAACUACCGCUCAGGCCAGCAGCGCUUCGUAGCCACCGACGCGGACGUGCUUGUUGCUGGUGAGGACGGCGAAAUCUUACAGUACUAUCGCUGGGAUCCGACCUCGGUGACGACGCUGCUACCACGCCCCAUCGAUCUGCAGCUCAACUCGGUCUUGGCGCUCCAGUGCUCGAGCCAAGCAGCGAUACAGCUCACCGUCAAGCACCACAGCGUUCUUGUUUUCGAGCUCGGACGACCCGUGCGGGAAUCGUACCUCAACAAGAUCCAGCGCCGGCGGGUCGACGGGUCCCUCGAGCUGGCCAUCCCGCGGCCGUCGCUCGUCGAUCGCCAAGAUCGCCAGAACGAGAUGCCGAUUAAGAAAGCGCAGCGCUACAACUGGCAUCUGCCGCGCGUCUCGGCGAGCGGCCGCGAAGUCGACAAGGUGCGCGUCGGGUCGCACCUCCAGCCGCUCGUCGAGACCAACAAGUCGCUGGUGCUGCGGCUGAGAGCCUACACGACAGCGAUCGGGCACAACGUAAACGACCAAGUCGAGGCCCAGCGCAGCAUUCCUUGCCACAGCUUCUUCUCGCCGAUCAAGCGCCAGCAGAGCUACAUCCCGUCGGCCAAGAUCGCCAAACCCAAGGCCAUCAUCAAGACCCUUCCGCGUCUCCACCCGCGGUUCUUAGACCACAUGGUCGCGCACAUGAAGAGCAACCAGCUCCUCGUUGUCGUCUGCUCGAAUCUCUCGACGUCCGACUGCGUCCAGGCCGAGCGCAUGCUGGCGACGAUCGAGGUCGAGUGGGCGACCGACGACACCGUGCGGCCCGUCGACGACGACACGCCGCCGCUUCCCAACCAUGGGGCGUACGAAGACCCGGCGCCCGACCGCGCGCUCAGCGCCAAGCGGAUCGUGCUCGCCGACUGCUCGACCUCGACGCUUCUGAGCUCGCGCCACAACUUUCGCGUCUACCCCAUGUUCCUCAUGUACUAUGGCGGCCAGCUCGGAUUCUGCGCCAACACGUUCAACGGCUUUGGCAGAUCCGCCAACGACUUUGCCGCGCAGGUCAAGACGACGCUUCGCAGCUGUCAGCGCAACCAGUUCCUCGCCGCCAACUUUCGGUUUCCGUCCAUGGACGACCCGAUCGUGUCAUAGUAUACUUGUAUCCAAGAUUUAUCCUCUUAUCUUAUGCGCUUAUUUCGCAGUGUACGACGAGAGCACGGACGAGAGAA